Messenger RNA from Podarcis muralis (Common wall lizard), 12346 nucleotides. NCBI's taxonomy places the organism in Eukaryota, Metazoa, Chordata, Lepidosauria, Squamata, Lacertidae. The record is from RefSeq and is a predicted model, not a curated record.
GGAUUUACAAAAUCAGGCAGCUAAGGCCAACUCUCUGAAUCGGUUAGCCCUAAAACAGAAGAAAGAACAAAAAGGAUAGAGUCAGAGCCCUUGGGACCUGAUUUGGAGGACUUAAAGCGGCAGGUAGAAGAGCAUAAGGCCAUUCAAGAAGCCUUGGAGCAGGAACAAGUCAAGGUUAAUUCCCUCACACAUAUGGUUGUUGUAGUAGAUGAAGCUAGUGGAGACAAAGCUACGGCUGCAUUAGAACAACAACUUCAGCAUUUAGGAGACCGCUGGGCUACAAUUUGCAGAUGGACAGAGGAUCGCUGGUUUCUACUCCAAGAUGUCCUUCGAAAAUGGCUGCAAUUUACUGAAGAACAGGGUCUUUUCGAUGCAUGGCUUUCUGAGAAGGAAGAUGCUCUCAACAAUAUCCAUACCACUGAUUUCAAAGAUCAGAAAGAAAUGUUGGAAAAUCUACAAAAGUUGGCUAUAUUGAAAGGAGAACUGGAAAUCAAGAGAAAGACUAUGGAUAAACUCAACUCACUCAGCCAAGAUCUCCUUUCAGCUGUGAAGAGUAAAGCACUAUCUCAAAAGCUGGAAGGGUGGUUGGAAAAUGUGGCUCAGCGUUGGGAUAGUUUGGCACAGAAACUGGAGAGCAGUUCUAAGCAGAUUUCACAGGCUGUUGCUACCACUCAGACAUCACUAACACAGACAACAGUGAUGGAAACUGUAACUAUGGUGACCACCAGAGAGCAAAUCCUGGUUAAGCAUGCUAAAGAGGAACUCCCACCACCGCCGCCCCACAAGAAGAGGCAAAUAGUUGUGGAUUCUGAAAUUAGGAAAAGGUUUGAUGCUGAUACAACAGAGCUUCACAGCUGGAUGACUCGCUCAGAAGCUGUACUCCAGAGUCCAGAGUUUGCAAUAUACCGAAAAGAAGGGAACCUGUCAGACCUCAGAGAAAGAGUUAAUGCCAUCGAACGAGAAAAGCCUGAGAAGUACAGAAAACUCCAAGAUGCAAGCAGAUCAGCUGAGGCCCUGGUGGAACAGAUGGUGAAUGAGGGGCUUAAUGCUGACAACAUCAAACAAGCCUCAGAGCAAUUGAACAAUCGCUGGAUUGAGUUCUGUCAGUUGCUGAGUGAAAGACUAGCAUGGCUGGAGUACCAAAAUAACAUCAUUGCCUUCUACUCCCAGCUGCAGCAAUUGGAGCAGACAGUAAUUACUGCUGAAAACUGGCUGAAAGCACAACCCACACCAACAGCAGAUCCUGGUGCAGUGAAAACACAGCUAGAUAAGUGCAAGGAUGAAGUCAUCCACUUAUCAACCCUUCAGCCUCAGAUAGAAAAACUAAAGGUUCAAAGCAAAGCAUUAAAAGAGAAACAACAAGGUCCAAUGUUUCUAGAAGCAGAUCUUGUUGCUUUUACCAACCACUUCAAUCAAGUUUAUGAUGAUGUGAGAGCUAGAGAAAAGCAUCUACAAAGAACUUUCGAUAGUUUGCCACCCAUGCAGUAUAAGGAAACUAUGAACACUAUUCUCUUGUGGAUUCAUCAGUCUGAAGCCAAACUCUCCAUACCUCAGGUUACAGUCACUGAAUUAGAAAUCAUGGAACAAAGGCUUAGGGAGCUAAAGGCUUUGCAAAGUUCCCUGCAAGAGCAACAGAAUGGACUCAACUAUUUAAGCACAACUGUAGAAGAAAUGUCUAAAAAAGCUCCUGCAGAGGUCAGUCAGAAAUAUCAAUCAGAAAUUGAAGGGAUCCAUGGCCGUUGGAAGAAGCUAUCGACUCAGUUGACAGAGAACUGCCAAAAACUUGAGGAACUGAUCACUAAGCUACAACAGUUCCAGAAUGACUCUAAAACCCUGAAGAAAUGGAUGGCUGAAGUGGAUGUUUUUCUAAAAGAAGAGUGGCCUGCACUUGGUGAUUCAGAAGCACUUGAGAAACAGCUAGAACAGUGUACAGCUCUAGUAAAUGAUAUCCAGACAAUCCAGCCCAGUUUGAAUAGUGUUAAUGAGAUUGGGAAGAAAAUGAAGAACGAAGCAGAGCCAGAGUUUUCUUUGAAAAUACAAGCUGAACUAAAAGAACUGAAUGCUCAGUGGGAUCACAUUUGCCAACAGGCCUAUGCUAAGAAGGCAGCGCUGAAAAGUGGUUUGGAUAAGACUGUGAGUCUUCGAAAGGAUUUAUCAGAGAUGCAUGAGUGGAUUACACAAGCAGAAGAAGAGUACCUUGAGAGAGAUUUUGAAUAUAAAACACCAGAUGAAUUACAGAAAGCUGUUGAGGAACUGAAGAGAGCAAAAGAAGAGGCAACACAGAAAGAUGUGAAAGUGAGGCUUCUCACAGAGUCAGUGAACAAUUUUAUAGCAAGGGCUCCACCUGCAGCUCAUGAGGCCUUAAAAAAGGAACUUGAUGUUCUAACUAGGAACUACCAGCGACUCUGCAGCAGGCUAAAUGGAAAGUGCAAAACGUUGGAGGAGGUGUGGGCAUGUUGGCGUGAAUUAUUGUUAUACUUGGAUGUUGAAAACAAAUGGUUGAAUGAGGUAGAAUCAAAACUCAGGGCAACAGAAAAUAUUCAAGAAGGCACAGAAGAGAUCUCAGAAGCACUAGAUUCUCUGGGAACAUUAAUGCAACACCCAGAAGAUAACCGCAAUCAGAUCCGUGAGUUGGCACAGACCUUAACUGAUGGUGGAGUUCUGGAUGAAUUGAUCAAUGAAAAACUGGAGAAGUUCAAUACUCGGUGGGAAGAGCUACAACAAGAGGCUGUGAGGAGACAAAAGGUUCUUGAACAAAGUAUCCACUCUGCACAAGAGAUUGACAAAACCCUUCAGUUAAUUCAAGAGUCUCUUGCUUUCAUUGAUCGACAGUUAACUGGUUAUAUUGCCGACAGAAUUGAUGCAGCACAAGUACCUCAAGAAGCACAGAAAAUUCAAUCAGAGUUGACAAGCCAUGAGAUUAGUUUGGAUGAAAUGAAAAAACGGAAUCGGGGUAAGGAUGCCACCAAAAGGAUAUUCUCCCAAAUCGAUACUGCACAGAAAAAGCUACAAGAUGUCUUCAUGAAGUUUCGCUUGUUCCAAAAGCCAGCCAAUUUUGAGCAGCGCUUACAGGAGUGUAAAAUAAUUUUAGAUGAAGUGAAAUCGCAAGUGCCGAAGUUGGAGUUGAGGAGUGUCGAGCAGGAAGCAGUGCAAUCCCAGCUUGAUCAUUGUAUGAAAUUGUAUAAAACUCUUAGUGAAGUGAAAUCUGAAGUGGAAACAGUCAUAAAAACUGGGCGUCAGAUUGUGCAAAAACAGCAAACGGAGAACCCAAAAGAACUGGAUGAAAGGCUGACAGCUUUGAAAUUACAAUAUAAUGAUUUGGGUGCCAAGGUGACUGAAAAAAAGCAAGAGCUAGAGAAAUGUUUGAAAUUAUCUCGGAAACUGAGAAAGGAAAUGAAUGCUCUGACAGAAUGGCUGGCAGUGACAGAUUCAGAACUGACAAAGAGAUCAGCAGUAGAAGGCAUGCCUAUCAAUUUAGAUGCUGAAGUCGCCUGGAGCAAGGCAACCCAGCUAGAAAUUGAAAAACGCCAGGUUCAGUUGAAGAACAUUACUGAUUUGGGAGAAGGGUUGAAGACCAUCCUUAAAGGGAAGGAAAGCAUAGUGAACGAUAAACUCAGCCUUCUGAGUAGUAACUGGAUUGCAGUAACGUCUCGAGCUGAAGAGUGGUUUAACUUGUUGCUGGCAUAUCAGAGACACAUGGAGAAUUUUGAUCAGAAUGUUGCUAACAUCACCACCUGGAUGUAUCGGGCGGAAAUACUAUUGGAUGAAUCUGAAACACAAAAACCUCAGCAAAGGGAAGAAAUUCUUAAGCGCUUAAAGACUGAGCUGAAUGAUAUGCAUCCAAAGGUGGACUCUGUGCGCGACCAGGCAGUAGACUUGAUGACAAACCGUGGAGAUCACUGCAGGAAAGUAAUAGAGCCUAAACUGGCAGAGCUCAACCAGCGAUUUGCAGCCCUAUCAGAAAGAAUUAAAAGUGAAAAGCCCUUCAUUCCUUUGAAGGAAUUGGAACAGUUUAACUAUGAUAUACAAAAAUUGCUUGAACCACUGGAGGCUGAAAUUCAGCAGGGGGUGAAUCUGAAAGAGGAAGACUUCAAUAAAGAUAUGAGUGAAGAUAAUGAGGGUACUGUAAAAGAACUGCUUCAACGAGGAAAUGUGCUUCACCAAACAAUCACAGAUGAAAGAAAAAGAGAGGAAAUAAAAAGUAAACAGCACCUGUUGCAGACUAAGCAUAAUGCUCUCAAGGAUCUGAGGUCUCAAAGAAGGAAAAAAGCUUUGGAGAUUUCUCCUCAAUGGUAUCAGUAUAAGAGGCAGGCUGAUGAUCUAAUGAGCUGGCUGGAUGACAUUGAGAAAAAAAUAGCAAGUUUACCAGACCCCCAAGAUGAACAGAAGCUAAAGGAAAUUGAUCGAGAAUUGGAGAAGAAGAAGGAAGAGCUGAAUGCGGUACAGAGACAAGCUGAUCGCUUGUCUAAGGAUGGGGCUGCAAAAGCAGUGGAACCAACCCUGAUACAGCUCAGCAAGCGCUGGCGAGAUAUUGAGAGCAAAUUUGCUCAAUUUCGAAGACUCAACUAUGCACAAAUUCAAACAGUUCGUGAGGAGACAACUGUUGUGAUGACUGAAGGUAUGACUGUGGAAACCUCUUAUGUGCCUUCUGCAUACCUGGCAGAAAUCCUUCGGCUUCUACAAGCUUUGUCUGAUGUGGAAGACCUCCUUAAUUCUCCCAGUCUGCAGGGGAGGGACUGUGAGGAUCUUGUCAGACAAGAAGAGUGCCUCAUGAAAAUUAAAGACAGCCUAGGGAGAUACUCAGGACAGAUUGAAGUUAUUCGCAAUAAGAAGACAGCAGUUUUAAAAAGUGCCACACCUGGAGAAGCUGGAAGGAUACAGGAAAAGCUGACACAGCUUACUUACCAGUGGGAAAAAGUUAACAAGAUGUAUCAGGACCGACAAACAAGAUUUGAUAGAUCAGUGGAGAAAUGGAGGAAUUUCCAUCACGAUAUGAAAAACUUUAACCACUGGUUAACUGAGGCAGAACAAAAUUUAGCUAAAAUAUGGAUAGAGUCCGAGGAUCCAGAGGUUUCCACAACCAAGCAAUAUAUCAAGGACCUCCAGGAUGGCAUUGGGAGACAGCAAGCUGUUGUCAGAACACUGAACAUCGCUGGGGAGGAAAUUAUUGAGCAGUCAUCAAUAGCCGAUGCCAGUGUAUUGAAGGGGAAACUGGGAAGCCUGAAUUAUCGGUGGAAGGAACUCUGCAAACAACUGGCAGAGAAAAAAAAGAGGCUAGAAGAAGAACAGAAUCUUCUGACAGAAUUGCAAUAUAAUUUAAAUAAGUUUUAUUUAUGGUUAGACGAAGCAAGUAGUGUUGUUGCCAUUCCUGUUGAACCAGGAAAUGAAUACCAGCUAAAGGACACUCUUCAGAAAGUAAAGUUAAGAGUGGAAGAACUGCCUCCACACAAGGGAAUACUGAAACGAUUAACUGAAGCUGGAGGAAAAGCACUUGGUAGUGCAUCACUGAGCCCUGAAGUAAAACAUAAGCUUGACACUAGACUCAAGGAGGCUAACCAUCGCUGGAUAAAGGUAUCCAAAGAUCUGCCUGAGAAACAGAAAGAAAUUGAGCACCUGCUAAAUAAUUUGAACCAGCUUGAACAACAGUUAAAUCAGCUGAAAUUGUGGCUCUCUCCCAUCAAAGAACAAUUGGAGCUUUACAACCAAGUGGGCCAACCCGGGGCUUUUGACAUCAAGGAAAUUGAAGCAGCCGUGAUAGCUAAACAGCCGGAUGUGGAAGGGAUUUUGUCUAAAGGGCGUCAUUUAUACAAAGAAAAACCAGCCACUCAACCCGUAACGAGAAAAUUAGAAGAUUUAAAUACUGACUGGAAAGCAGUAAACCAUUUAAUACAAGUGUUGAAAGGAAAGCCAGUGUCUGGGCCCUCAGGAAUUGUAUCAUCUGCUGUUGUAACUUCUCCUGGCCAAGCUGUUACUGUGGUAACGCAAACUCUGGUAACCAAGGAAACUACCAUCUCCAAACAAGAAAUGCCAUCAUCUUUGCUUCUGGAGGUGCCAGCCCUGGCUGAAUUCAAUAAGGCAUGGGCAGACCUCACUGACUGGCUUUCUCUAUUGGAUCGAGUGAUAAAAUCCCAAAUAGUGACUGUAGGCGAUCUUGACGAAAUCAAUGACAUGAUCAUCAAACAAAAGGCAACACUACAAGACUUGGAACAAAGGCGCCCUCAGCUGGAAGAGUUAAUAACAGCAGCACAGAAUUUGAAAAAUAAAACUAGCAAUCAAGAGGCUCGAACAGUCAUUACUGAUCGAAUUGAAAAGAUACAGAACCAGUGGGAUGAAGUCCAGGGGCACCUUCAGAACCGAAGACAGCAAUUACAUGAAAUGUUGAAAGAUUCAACACAGUGGUUGGAAGCCAAGCAGGAAGCUGAGCAGGUUCUGGAAUGUGCAAAAGCCAGGCUUGAAUCAUGGAAGGAGAUUUCUUACACUGUAGAAGGCCUAAAGAAGCAGAACGCAGAACUCAAGCAAUUUGCAAAGGAGCUACGGCAGUGGCAUAUAAAUGUGGAUGUGGCAAAUGAUUUGGCACUUAAACUUCUCCGUGAUUAUUCAACUGAUGACACCAGAAAAGUAGAACUGAUGACUAAUAACAUUAAUGAUGCUUGGGCCACCAUUAAUAAGAGAGUUAGUGAGCGAGAGGCCGCAUUAGAAGCAGCCCUAAGGCUGCUACAACAAUUCUACCUGGAUCUGGAAAAGUUCCUCGCCUGGCUUACAGAAGCAGAAACCACUGCCAAUGUUCUGCAAAAUGCCACACACAAAGAGAGAAUACUAGAGGAUGCCCAAGGGGUUCGGGAGCUCAUGAAGCAGUGGCAGGAACUUCAGAAAGAAAUUGAAACCCAUACUGAUAUCUUCCACAGCCUGGAUGAAAAUGGACAGAAAAUCUUGAGAUCCUUGGAAGGUUCUGAUGAUGCAGCCUUGUUGCAGAGACGCCUGGAUAACAUGAACUUCAGAUGGAGUGAACUUAGGAAAAAAUCUCUAAAUGUUAGGUCUCAUCUAGAAGCCAGUUCCGACCAGUGGAGACGACUACACCUUUCUCUUCAGGAACUUUUGGCAUGGCUGCAGUUGAAAGAAGAUGAGUUAAAGCGACAGGCUCCCAUUGGUGGAGAUCUUCCCACAGUGCAAAAACAGAAUGACACCCAUCGGGCCUUUAAGAGGGAAUUGAAAACUAAAGAACCUGUUAUCUCGAGUGCACUUGAAACAGUGAGAUUAUUCCUAGCAGAACAACCUUUGGAGGGACUGGAAAAGCUCUACCAGGAGCCUCGAGAACUGCCUCUGGAGGAAAGAGCCCAGAAUGUCACUCGACUCUUGCGAAGGCAAGCAGAUGAGGUCAAAACAGAAUGGGAUAAACUUAAUCUACAGUCCACUGAAUGGCAAAAAAAGAUAGAUGAAGCUCUUGAAAGACUGCAGGAGCUUCAGGAGGCAAUGGAUGAGCUGGACCUGAAACUACGUCAGGCUGAAGCUCUCAAGGGCUCUUGGCAGCCAGUGGGGGAUUUGCUGAUUGACUCUCUCCAGGAUCACCUAGAAAAACUCAAGGUUUACCGAGCAGAAAUUGCACCUCUUAAAGAGAACGUGAACAAUGUUAAUGACCUAGCUCAUCAGUUUACCUCUUCUGAAAUACAGCUUUCCCCAUAUACCCUCAACCGCCUCGAAGACUUGAAUGGAAGAUGGAAACUCCUGCAGGUGUCCAUUGAUGAGCGUAUCAGGCAGUUGCAUGAGGCCCACCGAGAUUUCGGUCCUACUUCUCAGCACUUCCUUUCCACUUCUGUCCAGGGCCCCUGGGAGAGGGCAAUAUCGCCAAACAAAGUGCCCUACUACAUCAACCAUGAGACGCAGACUACAUGCUGGGAUCAUCCUAAAAUGACUGAGCUCUACCAGUCCUUAGCUGACUUGAACAAUGUUAGAUUCUCAGCAUACAGAACUGCUAUGAAGCUCCGAAGACUACAGAAAGCUCUCUGUUUGGAUCUCCUGAGUCUGUCUGCUGCAUGUGAUGCCUUGGACCAGCACAACCUCAAACAGAAUGACCAGCCAAUGGAUAUACUUCAGAUCAUCAACUGCUUGACUACCAUUUAUGAUCGACUCGAACAAGAGCACAAUAACCUAGUCAACGUCCCUCUCUGCGUGGAUAUGUGCCUCAACUGGCUUUUGAAUGUUUAUGACACGGGUCGAACAGGAAGGAUCCGUGUCCUCUCUUUUAAAACUGGUGUUAUUUCCCUCUGUAAAGCACAUUUGGAAGAUAAAUACAGAUAUCUGUUCAAACAGGUAGCCAGUCCCACUGGAUUCUGUGACCAGCGUCGUCUAGGCCUCCUCCUGCAUGACUCUAUUCAGAUUCCAAGACAGCUGGGGGAAGUUGCUUCUUUUGGUGGCAGUAAUAUUGAACCCAGUGUUAGGAGCUGCUUUCAGUUUGCCAAUAACAAACCUGAAAUUGAGGCAGCCCUUUUUCUGGAUUGGAUGAGACUUGAACCACAGUCCAUGGUAUGGCUGCCAGUUUUACAUAGGGUGGCUGCUGCUGAAACUGCCAAACACCAAGCCAAGUGCAACAUCUGUAAGGAGUGUCCAAUAAUUGGAUUCAGGUACAGAAGUUUAAAGCACUUUAAUUAUGACAUCUGCCAAAGCUGCUUCUUUUCUGGGCGAGUUGCAAAAGGUCAUAAGAUGCACUACCCAAUGGUAGAAUAUUGCACACCGACUACUUCAGGAGAAGAUGUUCGUGACUUCGCCAAGGUAUUGAAAAACAAAUUCCGAACAAAAAGAUACUUUGCAAAACACCCAAGAAUGGGCUACCUGCCUGUGCAAACAGUGUUGGAGGGAGACAACAUGGAAACUCCUGUUACUCUGAUCAACUUCUGGCCAGUAGAUUCUGCGCCUGCUUCGUCCCCUCAGCUUUCACAUGAUGAUACCCAUUCACGUAUUGAACAUUAUGCUAGCAGGCUAGCAGAAAUGGAGAACACCAAUGGGACGUACCUGAAUGAUAGCAUUUCUCCUAAUGAGAGCAUAGACGAUGAACAUUUGUUAAUCCAGCACUACUGCCAAAGUUUGAACCAAGAAUCCCCACUCAGUCAACCGCGAAGCCCUGCACAAAUUCUAAUUUCCUUGGAGAGUGAAGAAAGAGGUGAACUGGAGAGAAUUCUAGCAGACCUGGAGGAAGAAAACAGAAACCUUCAAGCAGAAUAUGAUCGAUUAAAGCAGCAACAUGAUAACAAAGGACUGUCUCCACUGCCAUCCCCGCCUGAGAUGAUGCCCAUUUCCCCCCAGAGUCCGCGAGAUGCUGAACUCAUUGCAGAAGCCAAGCUGCUUCGUCAGCACAAAGGCCGCCUAGAAGCCAGGAUGCAAAUCUUGGAGGAUCACAACAAACAGCUGGAAUCACAGCUGCACAGGUUGAGGCAGCUGCUGGAACAGCCUCAAGUGGAUGCCAAGGUGAAUGGUACAACUCAGUCUUCUCCUACCUCGUUACAGAGGUCAGAUAGUAAUCAGCCAAUGCUUCUCCGCGUAGUUGGGAGUCAGACUUCAGAAUCUAUGGGUGAGGAUGAUCUGCUCAGUCCUCCCCAGGACACAAGCACAGGGUUAGAAGAGGUCAUGGAACAGCUCAACAAUUCUUUCCCAAGUACAAGAGGAAGAAAUGCCUCUGGAAAGCCAGUGAGAGAGGCCACAAUGUAGGCAGCCUUUUCCACAUGGCAGAUGACUUGGGCCGAGCAAUGGAAACGUUAGUGACCAUGAUGACCGACAACAAGGUGUUAGAAUAGCAAGAUGUGUUUUACAACUUCAGGCGUACCCGCAUGGUUUUUAUAAUAUUCAUAUGACAAAAGGAUUAGACUGUAAGAGUUUACAUGAAAACAAAUUAUAUUUUUGUGAAGGGUAGUGGUACUAUACUGUAGAUUUCAGUAGUUUCUUAAGUCUGUUAUUGUUUUGUUAACAAUGGCAGGUUUUACACGUCUAUGCAAUUGUACAAAAAAAUUAUAAGAAAACUACAUGUAAAAUCUUGAUAGCUAAAUAACUUGCCAUUUCUUUAUAUGGAACGCAUUUUGGGUUGUUUAAAAAAAAUUUAUAACCGUUAUAAAGAAAGAUUGUAAACAAAGUGUGCUUUAUAAAAAAAAAGUUUAUAUAAAUCCCUAUAAAAAAACAAAAAAAGAGGCAGUGCAUUUGUUUAGCAUCAUUUGAGCUCUGUUAUUGUAUCAGACAUAAUUCAUGUUCUGUGUUCUUUUCCUUAUGAAUCAAAGAGAGAAUUUCUGAAACACCAAAACUAUUAAUAUACAUUUCUCAUUGUUUUGCGUCUGACUAGCACUGGCUUAAAAAAAUAAUAUUGUCCUGAACUUCCAGUAGAGGUAGCUUUUCUACCUCCUUCCAAGUAGAAAUUAAGUCUUACAGGAAUUUAUCCAGCUAGUUGGCAAUAAUAUGAAAGAGCACAUUACAUGACAAAUGCUAUCUUCAGAGCUUGCAACAAUAAAAAAGACAAAUUGAAUCAGUAUUCUCUGCUCCUGCUGUUUCCUCCACUUCUAUGAACCCGAAUGUUGUUAGUAAACACAAAAUAGGAAUUGCCUCACCGGAUUAUACCUUUGGACUUUAUCAUCCGGAGUUCUGCCUCUGACACUGGCCAGCACCUUAAUGCUUCAAAGCAGAAGUCUUGAUUUGCUUUUAUACCCUGCGAUGCCACCUUUAGUGAUAUCUUUGUGGGGGGUUUUUUGGUUUUUUUUUAGGGGUGUGUGUGUUGAGGACUUGAAUACAGAUAGUGACCGACCUGUGAUCUGCUUCCAUCCUGAAAGUUUGAUUACUCAUAUUAUUAAUAUUUAAUUUUAAUUGUUAUAGUAGCAGUAUUUUUAAGCAUUGAGAAUUGCCUAGUCUCUUAAAAACAAAAUGGUCACUAGAGAUCUGCCUUGCAGCAAAUUCCAAGGAGCCACAACAUUUCAAUUAAACAGGAAAUAGCAUGGAGCAAUUAUAUCAGCUUCAGUUCUAUCAACAGUUAAAAGUAGCCACACUGCUUCAUGGGAGGCUGGUCAUCCAAGACAAUAGCCGGUAAUUUUGUUCCUCCCUAGGUCUUUCUACAAAUAAUACCGCACAAUUAACAAUGACUCAGGAGAGGGAUAACAGAAAAUAGAUGUUACAUAACAGCUCCUCAGGUUUACUACUAUAAAAUUUUGAGGUGCUGUUAACAAAAGCUUUACCAUUUCAUUCCCUUCCCUUCCGCCAGCCUUUAAUUCCAUUGUCUGAAAACAGAAUUUCAUCAAUCUAAUCUACAUUAAUACUUUGCAAGAGUAAAAUCUGUUACCUCUUCUUGUACGAAGUGUAAUUAAACUUGGGGAAAAAUAUUUUAUUUUUAAUGCUAGUUAACAUUAAACAUGGGUAGUCAUGUUAUUUCUACCUCACUUUGGUUUUGUGGUGUUCCUGACAAUUAUAUACAGACGAUAUUACAUCAUCACCACUUGUCCAUUGUGUGAACAGGUCUUAUCAUCUUAACAACAAGAAGUUUAAAAAUGUAAUAACUUGCAAAAGAAGCCCCAAACGUACAUUUUCAAACUAUUUUUUAAAGAACUUUGGAUGCAAUCUAUCCUGGUGUGAGCACAGUGCCCACACACUGAGGUCUAAGAGCCCUGUUGCUACCACCAGUCUCCCUCAAACAUGAUUGUGAAUGGAAGUUUGUCGGCACCAAGCUCUCCAUCUUGCCCAGGGAUAUGUUUUUCCAAAAGGAUGCAUGCUGAGGGGAGGGGCCAUUACCUCAUGAGCAGGCACUUGACCCAUACUAGGCUGGAUUGUACCAUUUAUUCAUCAAUAAGCAUCCUGCAUAUUCUCAUAGGAAAGUGCAAAAUCUAUGGGGUGGGGUUUGUUCAUUUAUGCCUUUAAGUUGAAAGUUCUCUUUAGACAUUUGGAAACUAAUAAAGAGUGCACGGUUGUUUUCAUCAGGGUUUUCAUUUUCCCCCCUUCAUAGACAUUAGUUUUGAAGUGAGUCUGUCAAAAGUAUUUAAAGACUUUAAGAGCUUUAUUGCUGCUUUUUAAGCAUUUCUUUGGGAAUAUUUCAUGUUCCUUAUAUCCACAAACUAUUAAACUGUAAUACAUUUAUCAGUGUAACUGACUAACUAACUAUCAUUUGGCAUGUUAUACCAUUGUUAUCCAGUACUGGUUUAUUACUUUGGUAUCAUAAUCUAUUGUGUUCUAACAUCUACACUGUAACAUUUACUAAUUAUUUUUAUAAACUUCAGUUUUACUGCAUUUUUCACAACAUAUCAAAUUUCACCAAAUAUAUGCCUUACUUAUUGUAUUAUAUACUGCUUUACUGUGUAUAUCAAUAAAGCACGCAAUUAUGUUAUAAAAA